Messenger RNA from Eutrema salsugineum, 731 nucleotides. Its product is annotated as cysteine-rich and transmembrane domain-containing protein WIH2. The record is from RefSeq and is a predicted model, not a curated record. The transcript has 3 exons. Lineage: Eukaryota; Viridiplantae; Streptophyta; Magnoliopsida; Brassicales; Brassicaceae. The coding region runs from base 116 to 499 and encodes 127 amino acids.
CUUGUCUUCGAAACUCAAAAGAGAGUAAUCGUCAUUUCGUCAAAAUCCCGAUUCUGAUUCUCCUCAGACCAAACAAAAGACUUUCAACUUUUCUUCUUCUCUUUCAAAUAAUACUAUGAGCUACGAGAAGGUCCCGCCGGAACCGUAUCCUCCUCCAGGUUACCAAUCUCACUAUCCGCCGCCGGGAUAUCCAUCAGGGCCACCGCCUCCGGGAUAUCCUCCUUACGAAGGAGGCUAUCUUCAUCACCAACAUCAGCCACACGGGUAUCCACCACCGCAACCAUUUUCUCGUCCUCCUUACGAAGGAGGCUAUCAGGAGUACUUCGCCGGAGGCUAUCCUCCUCCUCCUCCUCCUCCUCCACCGCCGCCGCAGUACUACAACCAGUACCAUCAUGAUCAUCACUACUACCAGGACUCGAACUCUGGUUGCACCUCUUUCCUCCGUGGCUGUCUCGCUGCUCUCUGUUGCUGCUGUGUGUUAGAGGAAUGCUGCUUCUAAUAUCGGAGAGUUACUUUAUUCUCAUAAACCCUUCAUUUUCAAACAGUUUACCCAAAAAUGUUAUGAUUCAAUGUCUGUCUCUUACUCUCAAGAUAUUAAUGUGUAAUUAAUUAUUUAUUACUUUCGCUGUUGGAAUGAGCCUACAAAUCCAUGGUUCCUAAACCAUUGGUUAAGGGCAUUCUUUAUGUAUGCUUUAUUUGAAGACAAAAACCUUGAAUACUCUUAACAAGUU